Acanthosepion pharaonis is the source of this 4326-nucleotide messenger RNA. Lineage: Eukaryota; Metazoa; Mollusca; Cephalopoda; Sepiida; Sepiidae. The record is from the annotation of a GenBank genome assembly.
AUGAAGAUGAAACUUGAAUACAAAGAAAACAUCUAUCUAUCUAUCUAUCUAUCUAUCUAUCUAUCUAUCUAUCUAUCUAUCUAUCUAUCUAUCUAUCUAUCAGAUAUCAAUCGACCUUCCUUGAGCCAAAUAUUCAUUAGUUUUUUGCAAACGGUACAAAGACAUUUUCUCUGUAACCAAGAUCCUGUAUACAAAGCUGAAAAGAAAUACGAAAAAGACAAGAUGGAGGGUUAUACAAGGGAAGAUAUUGAAGAGCAAGUGCGGACGCUUCAGCAGAAGAAAAAUGCUUUAUUUCAAGAUAAUGGAGACCGUGUUGGCCUUGGAUCUGAAGGCCACUUUGAUACUGAUAUCUACGGUUCUUCAUCGAGCAAAUUUGAAGGUUAUGUCACUUCUAUUGCUCCUAAUGAAGAUCAAGACGAUGAUGAAGAGGAUCCACCAUACUCAAAGAAAUCCACAUAUACUGCACCAUUAAAUUUACUGAAUGACACCAUCAAUGAUAAGAACUAUGACCCACUGGAUAAUCGACCAGCAAGGAUUGCAGACAGAGAAGAUGAAUAUCGAGCAAUACGUCGACAGAUGAUCAUCUCACCUGAACGAUAUGAUCCAUUUGCUGAAGAGCAGAGAAGGACAGAAGAUGGCUAUAGUCACCCCAGGCUACACCGUGGCAAAACUCCAGAUCCAAAAUUAAAGAAACGGACCUUCUCGGAUGUUAUGGUGGAACAACGUCUCACCCACCAACAGGCAGCCCUACGACAGCAGUUGGCUGAGAAAGCAAAAUCUGGAGACUUGUAUGCCUUGAAUGGAUCUGCCAAUGAUUCUAUGUCAUCUGCUGCAUCUGCUUCUUCUGUUGCCGCAGCCGUUGCAGCCCAGAAACAGCCCGUGAAGAGACGCAGAUGGGACCAAGCCGCAGAAGAUACCACACCUGCAAAGAAAGUUGCCAGUUCCAGCUGGGAUGCAGCCGAAGCGACAGCCACCACCCCAUCAAACACCCGCUGGGAUGAGACCCCAGGACGGUCGAAAGGUGGAGAAACUCCUGGUGCUACGCCAGGUGCAAGUACUCGUGCUUGGGAGGCUACUCCUGGUCAUGCAACACCUGGAGCUGCUACUCCAGGUAGGGAUACCCCAGGACACCAAGCCACCUCCAGUGCACGAAGGAAUAGAUGGGAUGAGACCCCCAAAACAGAAAGAGAAACUCCUGGCCAUGGAAGUGGUUGGGCUGAAACCCCCAGAACUGAUAGAGGGGGUGAUCUUAUUCAGGAUACUCCAACCCCUGGUGCCAGUAAACGUCGGUCAAGAUGGGAUGAAACCCCUGCUGCAGCCACACCUGGAGGAAUGACACCCAGUAGCAUGACCCCCAACAUGACCCCAGGAGGAACCACUCCCGGUGGAAUGACACCUACUGGUAUGACCCCAACAGGUAUGACCCCAAGUGGCAUGACUCCAAACAUGACUCCAGGUGGUAUGACACCUGGUGGCACAACACCGACUGGUCAAAAAGCUAUGGCAAUGGCUACCCCAACACCAGGACAUCUCAUGUCAAUGACCCCAGAACAGUUACAGGCCUACACCUGGCAGCGAGAGCUUGAUGAACGUAACAGACCACUCUCUGAUGAGGAAUUAGAUGCCAUGUUUCCCGUGGGCUACAAGAUCCUUCAACCUCCAGCUGGUUAUGUGCCUAUCCGUACACCAGCACGUAAAUUGACAGCAACUCCCACCCCAAUGGCUGGCACCCCCAUGGGAUUCCGAAUGCAGACUCCAGACAACAAAGUACAGAUUGUUGACAUGCAGCCUAAGGGCAAUCUACCGAUGAUGAAACCAGAUGAUAUGCAGUACUUUGAUAAACUUUUGGUUGAUGUGGAUGAAGAAUCUCUGACUCCCAAAGAACAAAAGGAACGAAAAAUAAUGAAAUUGCUAUUGAAGAUUAAAAAUGGCACUCCACCAAUGAGAAAGGCUGCUCUCAGACAAAUUACAGACAAAGCCCGAGAUUUUGGAGCUGGCCCACUCUUUAACCAAAUUCUGCCAUUACUCAUGUCUCCGACGCUUGAAGACCAAGAACGGCACUUACUUGUCAAGGUCAUAGAUCGUAUCUUGUACAAACUUGAUGAUUUAGUUCGUCCCUAUGUGCACAAAAUUUUGGUCGUCAUUGAACCACUCCUGAUUGAUGAAGACUAUUAUGCCAGAGUGGAAGGCAGAGAGAUUAUUUCUAAUUUAGCCAAGGCUGCUGGUUUGGCCACUAUGAUUUCCACAAUGAGACCUGAUAUUGACAACAUGGACGAAUACGUCCGUAACACAACUGCCCGAGCAUUUGCAGUUGUUGCUUCAGCUCUUGGCAUUCCUUCACUAUUGCCUUUCUUGAAAGCUGUGUGCAAAAGCAAGAAAUCCUGGCAAGCUAGACAUACUGGCAUCAAAAUUGUUCAACAGAUUGCCAUUCUCAUGGGAUGUGCAAUUUUACCCCACCUCAAAAGCUUGGUGGAAAUUAUUGAACAUGGGUUGGUUGAUGAGCAGCAGAAAGUACGUACCAUUACUGCCUUGGCUCUGGCUGCACUUGCUGAAGCAGCUACCCCAUAUGGUAUUGAGUCCUUUGACAGUGUCCUCAAACCCUUAUGGAAGGGUAUCAGACAACACAGGGGAAAAGGUUUAGCUGCCUUCCUGAAAGCUAUUGGUUAUCUUAUUCCCCUUAUGGAUGCUGAGUACGCCAACUACUAUACCAGAGAAGUGAUGUUGAUCCUGAUUCGAGAAUUUCAGUCUCCAGAUGAAGAAAUGAAAAAAAUUGUAUUAAAGGUCGUCAAACAGUGCUGUGCCACAGAUGGUGUUGAGCCUCAGUAUAUCAAGGAAGAAAUUUUACCCCCUUUCUUCAAACACUUCUGGAAUCAGCGAAUGGCUCUGGAUAGAAGAAAUUACCGCCAGCUGGUGGAUACUACUGUGGAAAUCGCUAAUAAGGUCGGAGCAGCCGAGAUCAUUGGCCGAAUUGUGGAUGACCUGAAAGACGAGGCUGAGCAGUACAGGAAAAUGGUGAUGGAAACAAUUGAGAAGGUGAUGGGCAACCUUGGUGCUGCUGAUAUUGAUUCACGUCUUGAAGAACAACUGAUUGACGGUAUUCUUUAUGCCUUCCAAGAACAGACGACGGAGGAUGUCGUUAUGUUGAACGGAUUUGGCACUGUAGUGAAUGCCCUUGGCAAACGUGUGAAGCCUUACCUGCCACAGAUCUGUGGUACCAUCUUGUGGCGUUUAAACAACAAGUCGGCCAAAGUACGACAACAAGCAGCUGAUUUGAUAUCAAGAAUCGCAGUUGUUAUGAAGACUUGCCAGGAAGAAAAACUGAUGGGCCAUCUGGGUGUUGUGUUGUAUGAGUAUUUGGGAGAGGAAUACCCUGAAGUACUUGGGAGUAUAUUAGGUGCCUUGAAGGGCAUUGUCAAUGUGAUAGGAAUGACAAAAAUGACGCCACCUAUCAAAGAUCUCCUACCUCGGUUAACACCGAUCCUCAAAAAUAGACAAGAAAAAGUGCAAGAAAAUUGCAUUGAUUUGGUGGGUCGGAUUGCUGAUCGAGGAGCAGAGUUUGUUUCAGCUCGAGAAUGGAUGAGAAUUUGCUUUGAGCUUUUGGAAUUGUUGAAAGCUCACAAGAAAGCAAUUCGACGAGCAACUGUCAACACAUUUGGUUAUAUUGCCAAGGCCAUUGGGCCUCAUGAUGUAUUGGCAACAUUGUUAAACAACUUGAAAGUCCAAGAACGCCAGAAUCGUGUAUGUACGACAGUCGCCAUUGCCAUCGUGGCUGAAACCUGUUCACCUUUCACAGUUUUGCCAGCCCUGAUGAAUGAAUACAGAGUUCCCGAACUUAAUGUUCAGAUUGGAGUGUUAAAAUCACUUUCCUUCAUGUUCCAGUACAUUGGAGAAAUGGCCAAAGAUUAUAUUUAUGCAGUUACAUCUUUGCUUGAAGACGCUUUAAUGGACAGGGAUCUUGUCCAUCGUCAGACGGCCAUGGCAGCCAUCCAACAUUUGUCAUUAGGCGUUUACGGUUUUGGCUGCGAAGACGCCCUCAAUCACCUCAUGAAUUACGUCUGGCCAAAUAUAUUUGAAACCUCGCCUCAUGUUGUACAAGCUUUCAUGGGAGCCAUUGAAGGUUUACGGGUUGGCCUGGGAUCGGCAAGAAUUUUACAGUAUGCCUUACAGGGUCUUUUCCAUCCUGCCCGCAAAGUACGAGAUGUUUAUUGGAAGGUGUACAACACUGUGUAUAUUGGUGCCCAGGACGGCAUGAUUCCUGCCUACCCCCGUAUACCAAAUGAUGUCAAAAAUCAAUACAUCCGCUAUGAACUUGACUAUAUGUUAUGA